Messenger RNA from Cricetulus griseus (Chinese hamster), 3081 nucleotides. The record is from RefSeq and is a predicted model, not a curated record. Lineage: Eukaryota; Metazoa; Chordata; Mammalia; Rodentia; Cricetidae.
CCUCUCCCUUCCAUUUGUCUUCUAGGACCCAAGCCCAGAGGGUUCGGAAACCACGUUGCUGCACUGGCCCACAGGGGCUGCUUCCUCGAUAUUCUGAGAGCCAGGCAGAAGGACAGGAGCAGCUCUUCAAGCUGACAGACAACAUCCAAGAUGAGUUCUUCAUAGCCGUGGAGAACAUGGACAGCUACUGUGUGCUCAUCUCAUCCAAGGCCGUGUACUUCCUGAAGAGUGGGGACUACGUAGACCGAGAGGCCAUUUUCCUCGAGGUCAAAUAUGACGACCUCUACCACUGCCUUGUCUCCAAAGACCAUGGGAAGGUGUAUGUGCAGGUGACCAAGAAAGCUGCCAACUCCAGCAGCGGCGUGUCCAUCCCAGGCCCGUCCCACCAGAAGCCAAUGGUGCAUGUGAAAUCGGAGGUCCUUGCUGUCAAGUUAUCACAAGAAAUUAACUAUGCAAAGAGCCUCUACUAUGAACAGCAGCUCAUGUUAAGACUCAGUGAGAAUCAAGAGCAGUUGGAGCUGGACUCCUGAGGACACCCGGCUGCUGGAGAGGAAUGCUCCAGACGAAAGCCCAGCCAGGAUGGCGGACGCCCAGACUCACAUUAAGGGGAGCCAGAAGAGGGUUUAGGGGGAGAUAUCAAGGAACAAGGGAAAAGAAAUUUUCACAGGGAAGAAUGUAAACAGAAACCAUAUUAGUUUGUGGGGCAGGGAGUUACUUUAGAUUAUGGGGAAAUAAUUUUUAAUAGUAUUGAUUGAAUAACGUUAAAAAGUGUAUUAAGAUGGAUCUAAUUUUUAGAAUGCCCUGUAUUUUGUUAACGUGUAUAUAUGUACAACUGUGUGUUUGUAAAUACAUAGAAGCUGCCAAGCAGGGCUGUGCUGUGUGUGAAGAUCUGUUAUCUGUACAGUAAUGUAAAAUUGGACUGGGUCUUCUGUCACUCUAACUACACGGCUCCUGCAGGGGGUCCACAUGGAAGGGUGUUUCUGGAGGUUGAAGGGUGCAUUGUGUGAGUUGCAAAUUCAGUCAGUGUUCAAGGGCGAGCCUCCAGUCGCCUUGAUGGGAGCAGAAGCAGACACCAUGGAGAGGACUAGAGAGCGGCAUGGCGCCCAUCCUUGUUCUCUCCUGUGUUACGGGAAGGUCUAAAACUCUCAGGCAAUUCUCUAGUUUGUAUCUCUUGGCUUUCUCUUGCCACUCCAACCAACGGGGAGGUAAAAUGGUCACUUGCUGAGUGUGUGCCCACACAUAGCAGCCAUCAGGUUUCCUCAUGCAGUUCGUGUUUAGAGAAGUUUGAAUCAUUGGUGGGCUCCCUUGACAUAAGUGAAAAAAAUGCACUUCCCACUGUGUUCUUUUUAAUAAAACUACAUGCUGAUGUCACAGCACCAUGGCCUCCUGGGAACAGCAUAAGGAGGGAGAGAGAGCUCCAGAAAAGGGUGUGAACUGUGAGGACUGAAGGGGUAAGCAUGGGAGCUUGGCACCAGGUCUUGGCCAAAGCCUGUCUUGUCCUUGGUUCUAUCCUGAAGUCUGGUAUGGGGGCUGUGGGCUUCCUGGGUCUUACUUUUGGUGUUUAUCUUUUGUAGAAGAAGUAAGCAAAUAGGAGUCAGAGGAGGGUGGGCCUUACCUCUCACUAGAAUCAAACCUUACAGUUUUGGUGGGAGUUUUUGUUUUGUUUUGCUUGUUUGUUUUUUUUAAUAAAGCUAGCCAAUUUCUACAAUCUUGUCACAUAUGUAGCAGAGAUCCAGCGUGACCCAGUGGAUAUGCAGAAGGUUUUGGUGUUUGUCGUUCUCAUCCUUCCAGGACACAAAUGCAGCCCAUCUGUUCUCCUCCUCAAUCCCCCUGUGCAAGUGUGUGCCUGUGAACGUAUGUGUGCGUGUGCCCGCCAUGGCGCGUCACCGUCCUUAGGUAAGGGCAGUCCUGAAGGAGCGCUUUAGCUACAUAGUGUUUUCAAGGAUCUGUCUUCUUGAACGCCAAAUUUGCCAUCUUCCCUGAACUGGACUUGACUUUUGUGGGUUGGGUCUUUGGUUGGCGAUUCAUUGCUCCCUGGGGAGGGCAGGAUGGUGUCAAUGCCCUUGCUGGAGACUCAGUCUGAGGGGGAGGGGCUAUCUCCUGACAGACUUCCUCACCAGGCUGGACACUGACACCCACACAAGUCCAGACUGUGGUCUUGCUAUCAGUAACUCACUGCCUGAGAUCUUGGUCUCUUACAGAGGAGGCUUCAGGAGCCUUGUCAAUGUGUGUCCCCUGCCACUUGCUGGGACAGUCACUGGUGUUGCUGGGGGAAGUCUGCCCUGGGCCCCUUAAACUCAGUUUCUCAGUCUGCAGCUGGUGCUUCAGGAGGUCCCAGGGACAGACACUCUCCCCUGGUUCCUUUCUAAUUUAUCAGCUCUAAAUAACUGUGAUGGCGUACCUCCUCCUUGUGAUACUUAGCCUUAGAAGGAGCAGACAUUAAAUGGGGUUUGGGGACCAGAUGGGGUGGGGCUGCAGGGGGAAGGGAGACCGGCUUUGAGUUCUUAGCUCUCCUGGCCCUCCAGCCCUGAUGCCAGACCUGGGGAAAUUUCUGGGGGUUUUCACCAUUGCUUCCUGGCUUGCCAGGACAGAGUCCAAGGCUUCAGAAGAAACAGGUCUUGCCAUGGUUCCUGUUUCCUCCUAGGUUGGUACUUAGCCAUGGUGCCAGAAACUUGCCUGGGACAAUUUCACACUGCCUCAAAUACAGUUAUUUGGGAAGAAGUUAGCAGACAAGGGAAGCUGGAUAAAGAGACAUCAGAAGCCGCCCCAGUUCCUAGAUCCCAUCAGAAAGCCAGCAGGAGAGCGUCCCCGCCCCAGGCCUACAUGAAAGGGGCAGAGAGGUAGCCUCUUGUGGAUGCUCAUCCCACCUCAGUGUUCAAAAGGGUCCAGGGCCACUUUGUGUUCAAGUGUCAUUUGUGCCUCAAAAUAAAUAAAUAAAUAAAUAAAUAGCAUCAUAGUUGAUCAGUGGAUGGGGAAUAAAAUACCUUGUUCUUCACAAUGUAAACACAGACUGUGCAGCCAACCUGCAUACCAAAGAGUUGGCACUGUUCUUCUGUGAAAUAAAAUGCAUUGUUGACUUCC